Molecule: messenger RNA, 2807 nt
Organism: Rhineura floridana
Lineage: Eukaryota; Metazoa; Chordata; Lepidosauria; Squamata; Rhineuridae
Product: keratin, type II cytoskeletal 5-like
Exons: 9
Coding region: 119-1999 (626 amino acids)
Biological process (GO): intermediate filament organization; keratinization
Cellular component (GO): keratin filament
Molecular function (GO): structural constituent of skin epidermis
Source: RefSeq, a predicted model, not a curated record
CUGGAUUCAGAGGGAUUUGCUUCCCUUGGGCUCUGCAUACAUCUCUUCUUCUUUUUUUUGCAUUGCAACUACUGGGCUUGAUAAUUUUCUCUGCUACUCAUUCGACUCUGUCACAGUGAUGUCUCUCCAGGCCGUCUUCAAGACCUCCAAAGGGAGCCGAAAAGGCUACAGCUCAUGCUCUGUUAUUGGCGGUGGCGGCGGCGGUGGAGGAAGUAGAGUUACUUAUUCUUCAUCAUGCAGGGGAAUUGGUGGUGGUGUUAGAGGCCAAUAUGGCAGCAGGAGCCUACAUAACUAUGGUAGUCGAGGAUCAAGGAUUUCCUAUGGACGAUGCUAUGGUGGUGGCAGCUAUGGUGGUGGCGGCAGCUAUGGUUAUGGUGGUGGUUAUGGUGGUGGCUAUGGUGGUGGGGUCUGUGGUGGAUAUGGUGGUGGAGGAACAGGUGGUGUAGGAAUAGGCGGUGGUUGGGGUGGUCCUUUUGGUGGAGGAUCAGGUGGUGGUCCUUUUGGUGGAGGAUCAGGUGGUGGUCCUUUCGGUGGAAUUGGGGGCGGUCCUUUUGGUGGAGGGGUUGGUCCUGGUGGCAGUAGAGGCAUUGGCACUGUUGAAAUAGACCCAAGUCUUCUGCAACCAGUCCAUGUAGACAUUGACCCCCAGAUCCAGCAAGUGAAAACUCAGGAGAAAGAGCAGAUCAAGACUCUCAACAAUCAAUUUGCUAGCUUCAUUGACAAGGUCCGCUUUCUAGAGCAACAAAACAAGGUUUUGCAAACCAAAUGGCAGAUCCUUCAACAACAGACCCAGGGACGAGGCCCACAGCAGAACCUGGAGCCUGAGUUCCAGCAAUUCAUGAAUAACCUGAGAAACCAAAUAGAGCGAAUCCGUAGCCAGAAGGCCCAGCUGGUAUCAGAACUUCAGAAUAUGCAGCAGUAUGUGGAAGAAUACAAGAACAAGUAUGAAGAGGAGAUCAACAGGCGCACCACUGCUGAGAAUGAAUUUGUGGUGCUGAAAAAGGAUGUGGAUUGUGCCUACAUGACCAAGGUUGACUUGGAAGGCAAAGUUAAUGCUUUGGCUGAACAGAUUGCCUUCUUGAGAAGAAUAUUUGAGCUGGAACUUUCUCAGAUUCAAACAAUAAGUCAUGACACCUCAGUUGUCGUGAGCAUGGAUAACAAUACCCACUUUGACUUGGAAGGCAUCAUUGAUGAAGUACGAGCCCAAUAUGAGGAGAUUGCCCGGAGCAGCCGAGCAGAGGCUGAAACUUGGUACCAUACCCAAUAUGAAGCUCUGCAGAACACAGCUGGAAGACACGGGGACAAUCUGCGCAACACCAGGCAGGAGAUCCAAGAGCUGACUAGGAACAUCCAGAGACUGCGUACUGAAAUUGAGCAUGUCAAGAAGCAGUGUGCUCAACUGCAGUCGGCCAUUGCUGAAGCUGAGGAGCGUGGCGAGCUGGCCCUCCGGGAUGCUAAACAAAAACUGGAGAGUUUGGAAUGUGCCCUGACAAAGGACAAGGAAGAGUUGGCUCGCCUAUUGAAGGAGUACCAAGACCUACUGAAUGUCAAACUUGCUCUGGACAUUGAGAUAGCUAUGUACAGAAAACUACUGGAAGGAGAAGAGAGCAGGCUGUGUGGCCAAGGAUCCCAAGUCCAUGUCUCUGUGAGAAGUACCCAAUAUGGCAGUAGUGUUGGUGGAAUUGGCGGCGGCAUUGGCGGCAGCAUGGGCGGCGGCAUUGGCGGCGGCAUGGGCGGAGGUGGCAUCAGCGUUGGUGGCAUGGGAGGUGGCAUCAGCGGUGGCAGCAUUGUCAGUGGAGGUUGUGUCUAUGGAGGUGGAAGCGGAGGCUACGGAGGUGGAAGCGGAGGCUACGGAGGUGUGAUUAUCGGAGGAGGUGGCUCCGGAGGCUCCUGUGUAGGCGGCGGCGGAUACUCACGUGGUUCAGGAUCCGGUUCCAGCACAAUCAUCAGGAGAACCACCACAACCUGCUCAUCCUCCAAGUCAGGCGGAAGGUAUUAAGUGUCCCAGCAGCUCCCCAAAAGGAAAGAAACAUCUUCUAGCUUCUAGUGGCAACAGCAGAACACCUUCAGCCCCAUCCUGGUCAUCCAGAAAAGAACAAACUGUGUCCUUUAAAGCACAAGACCUUAUCUAUUUUGCUCCCCAAAGGAAACCUGCAAGAAGACACCACUGAGCUGAUCAUCUUCCAUCUUGCGUCUGUCACCUAUUGCUUAGGUGACCAGUGGUGGAACACAGAAUGUGAAUGGCAUUGCAUUUUAGGAUAUCAUCAGAGAGUUGCUUGAAAGGGGAAGAGGAGACUUGUACAUCAUGAGUCUGUGCUGUGCUUCUUUAAGAGUAUGCUGUAUAUUUUUUGGCUUUUCAUGGUGGCUGCCAACUGGCAAUGUGUAUAGAAGUGGCCUUUCCUUCUUUUUCUUGAGGCUUCUUCCAAUUGGUUGUUCUCUUCAGGUGUUGUUGUAGUUCCUUGCUUCAAAGCAGACAUAAUUGGUUUCCACUGUAUGUGCUAAUGUCACAAUGGUAAUGUUGAAUUACAAUAGCUCUUAUCUGCCUAGAAUUAUAUAGUAAAUAGAGCUUCCCCCACCCUUGAAUCAAAGCCGUGUUUUACUCAAUGAUCAGGCUACAGAACGGUAUGGUCCUGUAGAACACUGGGUCAUUAUAGUUGUAUCAUUGGAAAAGCUAUCUCGUCAUAAAAAAACCCCCAGUACAUUCUUGUGCCAAUUUUGUAGAUUACAUUGCACCUGUCUUUAUUUCUCAUGGUUUGUUUCCCAUUUCCUUGGGAGGUGAUCAUUUUCAAUAAACUGCAGUCAAGUCA